Molecule: messenger RNA, 2315 nt
Organism: Botrytis byssoidea
Lineage: Eukaryota; Fungi; Ascomycota; Leotiomycetes; Helotiales; Sclerotiniaceae
Exons: 6
Coding region: 434-1603 (389 amino acids)
Biological process (GO): mitotic cell cycle; positive regulation of transcription by RNA polymerase II
Cellular component (GO): nucleus
Molecular function (GO): RNA polymerase II cis-regulatory region sequence-specific DNA binding; DNA-binding transcription factor activity, RNA polymerase II-specific
Source: RefSeq, a predicted model, not a curated record
CCUUCACAUUUUGCCUCUAUAACACGUGGAGCUUACUGUAUUAGUAAUUUUGCAGGUUUCUGAUACAUUGGUACCGCCAAGCAAUAGCAAGUUACUCAACAAACUUUGUUCGUAAUUCUCCCAAUCAUAACUAUACCAAGUCGAUUUCCGCUCAAAAUAUCUCAGUAACACAGAUAUCGGUGACAUUAAUGACACAAGCUCUCGGCACAGCCCGCUGCACGCAAGACAACCGUUGAAGCCACAAAGUUAAAAUGCCAUUUUAGAUACGAUAAAGUCAAAUUCCGAUGAUCAAAUCCUCAAAAAGCGAGUGUGUCACUGCAGUUGAUAGAACCCUUCCUUCAUCUGAUCGUUAUAUCUUUAACCGCACUGAAAAAUUAUAUGUAACUUGCAUUUGUGCCACACACCAAAUUUAAUUGCGGAUCUUGUUAUUCUCAUGUUGGCAUCAAUGAAUAUCAUAGCACCAUCUCCAUCACGGGUUCGUAAGUACUGGACGGACGACGAGGACCAGAUCUUGCGCAGAGAAGCUACACUGCAAUUCAAGGAAAGGGGAAUUGUGAACGACUGGAAUUUGAUCGCGUCGAAAGUCCGUGGUAGGACAAAUAAGGAUUGCCGGAAGAGAUGGAGCAAAGUGGGAAAGGAGGUCAACAAAGGACUAUGGGAUCAUGAAGAAGACGAUCGACUGAGGAGAGGAGUAGAGCAACAUGGCACUUAUUGGACUAUGGUUGCCGAAAUAGUACAGACAAGGCAUGCAGACCAAUGCGCUAAGAGAUGGUAUCAUUUUCUCGAUCCAAAUAUCAGUCAUGAAGAUUGGGAUAGUGACGAGGAAGCCCGACUCUUAGAGGCUGUCCACGUACAUGGAAGGAGUUGGAAGAGCAUAAGUGAGAAAGAGUUCCCAAACCGCUCACCAACAGACAUAAAGAACAGAUACGUUAUUAUGGAACGAAAGGGCCGAUUGAAACGACGGAAAGCAUCUACGACUCAGUGUACUCCAGUACGAGAACGCAACGGUUUCGACUUUCCCAAGUCUGAAAGACUCGACCAAGUUUUGCACACAGAUUCAUCACCUGACAAUGCAAUGGGGUACGAAACGGAGAACUCUUUAAUGGGGCAAUUGCCACUCCCAGGACUUCCUCUUCAGCUCACCGCUCAGCAACUGUCCCAAAACAACUUCAACAACGAUGCACAUUCACUUUUUAAUUUUGAUGGGCUACCACCUCUACAAUUCAAUGACAUGUCAUACUCGUCCACAGAACCUUCGUCACCCGGAAUUUCACUGGCCCAAAAUUCGGUACCUUCGGGAUACAACAUGGGCAUACCAACAGUUGGCGGUCUUACCAGUGAAACAGAAGCAGAUAUUGAUCAGCUUUACUGUGAAGAUAUGAAUUUUGAUUUAGCAUUGGCCGAGGCAUUUUCGGCACCAGAUCACCGACACUCGAUAGCUUCUACGCCACCGACCAUGAGUUCGGUAUCCGAUGUCCCGGCUGGACAUAAUUACAAGUUGAUACUCGAGGAUGUGAAGCCGGAUACCUUGUUUUCCAUUGUGAACAUGCUUGUGGAGUCCAGGAGUAAUGUGAAGAUGGAGGUCUUCAGUAACGUUGCUUGAUACCCCGGAUUACUUCUACCACGACUUUCAAUCUAACGAGAACUUUCAGAAAUGCAUACUGUACAUAUUCAUUUGUAAACUUUUACUUAGGAGCUUUAAAUCCUCCCCCAACAGCCAUUCCAUUAGCUUGAGAGAAAUGCAUACUCAACGAAUUUUCAUUUUGGAUUGAGCCCAUCUCUGUGGGGCCAAUCGUUCUUCAACGGAAAGGCAUAUUCAAAGGAAAAUUCGAAAUAUCAACAGAGGUCUUGCUUUCGUUUUCAAGCGGCUCAAGAUGCAGCGCUCAUGCUUUUGUUUCCAGAAACGGGAUAGUUGGUUGGAAAUUGCAUGGGUCUUGGGAUUUUUGCAGGCCCUACAGGCGCAUUUGGUGGGUUGGGUUAUAUGGAUAUCAGCAAGAAUCUGUCAUGAAUAGACGAAUGACCUUAGUCCUCCACUGAGGAUAGGAUGGCACAUGGGCAAGGAUACAGAAAUUUGAGGCAUUUAGAAACUUUCCCGCCGAUCUGUUGUUAUAACAUUUAUUGCAAUGAUCAUCAUGAGAUAAACCUUGCUAAUGGUAUCCUGAAAGGGAAUAAGAGCCGAAUAUCACCCAUACCGUACAGUGCAGACCUAUAAGGCCAUUGCUUAAUGGAAUCUUGCAUAAAUUUCAGUAUAUGUUACAUUUCUACAAGGGCCUGUAUAUACAGAGGACUUUCCAUGCCAGGCUGACGACUUAGAG